Molecule: messenger RNA, 543 nt
Organism: Alnus glutinosa
Lineage: Eukaryota; Viridiplantae; Streptophyta; Magnoliopsida; Fagales; Betulaceae
Product: disease resistance protein Pik-1-like
Exons: 3
Coding region: 118-456 (112 amino acids)
Source: RefSeq, a predicted model, not a curated record
AAUAGACGUAUCCCAAACGACCUGCAAUAACAAGUUAAUUAACAACACAAUUCUACUUUCAAUUUCUUCACCAUUCUCGAUCAGUCGAUCUCCCCCCUACACAAAUUAACUAACACCAUGAAGCAAAUUGUGGUGCUCAGGGUGUCCAUGGAUGGGCAGAAGCGAUUUUGUUUCUGUAUUAUGGCUGGACGGAAGGCCCGCACCAAGGCCAUGAAGAUUGCAGUUAGCGUUCCAGGGGUGGAAGCAGCAAGUUUGAAAGGGAACGACAAGGACCAGAUAGAGGUGAAAGGGGAAGGGAUUGACACCGUCAAACUUACGACGUUGAUCCGGAAGAAAGUGGGGCAUGCAGAGAUAGUAAGCGUGAAGGAAGACAAGAAAGAAGAUAAAAAGCCUGAGGCGAAAUGGGAAGUGGUGUGGCCGUACGUGAGUGGUGUGCCUUCCUACUCAAUCUACUAGGAGUACCCAUGCAAUCCUCCUUCUAGCUCCAUCAUGUAACUAUUUAUUUAUCAAUAUAUUGGGAGAGUAAUUUAAUUUUCGAGAUAA